AUGUCCGAUCUGUUUUGUACUUCCAAGUGCAAGGCGCUGACGUUGGCCCAGAUAAUUGAGAUGGGAAUGGACCUGACGACGUUUAGUCUAUUUAUACUUUAUUCAUAUAUUCUAGUUAAGAAACGGGUAUUCCAUCUAAAUCUAUUAUUAAUACUUAUUGCACUGCCCGGGUUUCCUACGUGUCUAUCUUUGAUGAUCAAAUGUAUCAACAAAGUAGUUAUCUCGCUUAAUGGGUUUAAUUACGGAAAUGUUUACACGCAACUCUCAAUGCCGAUCUCAGAUACAGGUCUUAGCUGUUCCUCCUACACGCUGAUGUCGCUCGCUAUCGAAAGAUUCGUCUCUACAUUCUACUUCCAACAUUAUGAAAAUUUUUGUGGAGGCUGGCCCGUAUUAGCCGGUUGCCUUCUCUUCAUUCAACUUCUCCUCGCCUAUUCAACAGUACCGCUCGCCUGGUCGGCUGUCAUCUCGAAUCUCUUCAGCGUGGGCUUGAUAAUUGCGGCCCUCUUCUCAGCCAUUAUUAUGUUCCUCGUGAUCAAUCCGCUGGUCAAGCGCCACUAUCUAAAAAGUGUCGAGAACUUCUCGGGUGUGUCUAGGAGAUAUCAAUCUACUGAAAACCUUCGCAUCGUGCGGGUGUGCGGUACAAUGCUUAUCGUCUUACUCCGGCAUCCUGUUUUGAAGCAAGAAUUUUUGCGCAUAACCAGGCUCGAGGGAAGGAGACGAAGAGGCGGAUCCCCGAAGGUCAAAAACAAUAUACAAAUCUUUAACGUGGAUGGGCUACAACUGAAUUAUUCUACGAAAGAAGAAAAGGAAAUGUAUUUCCGGAUGCUCCAAAACACGUGGAAUAAAGAUUUC
Mesorhabditis spiculigera is the source of this 852-nucleotide messenger RNA. The record is from the annotation of a GenBank genome assembly. NCBI's taxonomy places the organism in Eukaryota, Metazoa, Nematoda, Chromadorea, Rhabditida, Rhabditidae.